Leopardus geoffroyi (Geoffroy's cat) is the source of this 1068-nucleotide messenger RNA. RefSeq names its product testis expressed 36 (gene TEX36). The record is from RefSeq and is a predicted model, not a curated record. The transcript is spliced from 4 exons. Bases 129 to 551 code for a protein of 140 amino acids. NCBI's taxonomy places the organism in Eukaryota, Metazoa, Chordata, Mammalia, Carnivora, Felidae.
GACCUCCCCUUCUAGGAGAGGCCGAGGGUCAGGAGCAGGAGGAGGGACGUCUUCCAGAUGCAGAGGGUUUACGAGGCAACGGGGACAUAAGGGAGCCAACCUCAGCCACCUUCCGCUUCCCGCAGAAAAUGGUCAGAGGACGACGCUUCAACCCACCUUUAGACAAGGACGGAAGAUGGUUCCCUCAGAUUGGACUAACGCAGAAGACACCAGAAUCCAUCACAAGUGCUAUGUUGAAAGAACCCCACAGCCCACGUGUGUCUCAGCAAGUGGAGGGGAGGCUACCCCCAAUCUACAAGGUUCGAGAGAAGCAAGCGGUAGAUAACAACUUCCCCUUCUCCGUACACGACAAUCGCUACAGCUUUCAGAGCUCUGGAUGCUACCUUGACUCUGAGGCAGCGUCAGAAAGUCAGAUCCGAGAAGCUUUGUUUGGGCUCCACCUGGGCGCUGGUCUGGUCGCGUCGCUUGGAGCCGUGGAGCUGGUUCCCAGGGGAAAGAACAAGUGCGCUCGUGACCCAGGGUCACAGGGUUGUUCGCGGGAUCGUAAGUGACCGCGGUACCAUCUGGCCUUCCCUGCCCUAGAACACAUUGCUGUUCCUUAGGCCUGAAGGAGAAACGUUGAAGCCGUCGUAAAUAUUCUCCCGCCGUUUAUAAUCUUGGUCAAAGCACCCAGGACCCUCGUCAGCCACGAGUGACGUGUGCAGUCCUCCCGCACACGCCAUGGCGGUCCCCAAAAGGGACGGGCAAGUCUCAACAACACCCCAUGGGAGAAAUCAGAUUGUUCCCCUGAGAACAGACAGGCACCCAGGCCUGAGCAAACCAAUGCCUGACAUCUGUCACAUUCGGGAUCUUUAAAAGGAGGGAUUUGGCUCUGUGCGUCCACAGUCACUGGAGAGCUCAGCGUCUUUAGCCAAUCAGGGCGGUUCUGAUCAAAGCAGGUAUGUUUGCCAACUCAACCUGGCCUAAUUUCUAGCUCCUUCCUAACAGGGCUCUGCCCCCUUCCCUUUGGGCCUCGUGAGCCACAUUCUUACGGGCACCAACUGAAUAAAUGUAAGACAUGCCCAAACA